AUGCGGUCGAAGAUUGUUGGAAUCUCCGUGGCAGCAGCACUGCUCGUCAAGCUCGUCGCUUUUGUGCCAUCCUUGCCUUCGAGCCUGCGGCAGCGGUCCAGCAGCGUUUCCAACGUUCCAGUGCGGGCAGUACCUGGCGCGGAACCCAUUGGAAUACCUCUCACUCUUACUCCGGAGAACGUGGAGGUUGUCCUUCAAGAGGCCCGGUACCAUCACUUGCAGAACUGCUUCGGCUACGUGGAGGAGAGCACGGGCGCCGGCAUCACGGGCAAAGUCGAUCUCGUGGAGGUGGAGGGCCCUGUCGUAGCCAUCCACCUGCACGGCGCGUUCUGGCACAAAAGAGAGGACGUCCUCCGGCGCGUGAAGAAGUACCUGAUGCAGCGCAUCCCGGAGAUUGCAGAUGUCGACGUUGAGGAUCCGGACGACCUGAUCGAUGAAGGUCGCGACCGCACCGGGACAUUCUACCACCGCCAUUCUGACUGA
This is a messenger RNA of Symbiodinium natans, 483 nucleotides long. NCBI's taxonomy places the organism in Eukaryota, Dinophyceae, Suessiales, Symbiodiniaceae. The record is from the annotation of a GenBank genome assembly.